AUGGCGACCAACAGCAGCGCCGUAUCGCAGGAUACACUCAUCACCAUCAAAAUCAGCGUCAAUGAGCAGCUCAAGAAGCUCAAGCUGCCACUGCGAGAGGUGAACAUCGCCUCGCUGACCCCACGUGUAAGUCGGCCUCGGCGUGCUGAUGCUGAUCGGCAGAGCAAGCAACGCUACUCCGACUCAGCCGGCGGCUACAUCACCCUCGAUGAGAAGAAUCCGCAGGUCUUCAAGGCGCUCGUCCGUGCAGCCAAAGCCAAGGGCAAGCUGCGUCUGAGGGUGACCGUCACCCCAACCAACGUUCCGCAAGAGAAGGAGGCGCCAGUCGACGCCAAGAAGGUCGCUGUCAAGCCUAUGGAGCCCAUCAUUGUGCGUAGCACUGCUCCUAUGAGCGCCGCCCUCGCAGAGGAGAAGCCUCGCAUACAGUCUGCUCAGGCUCAGCCACGGGAUCCGAUCUCCCAACAGACACUGAUUGACGACGCCCCUGUACCGCACCCAUUCUCGGUCGACCGCACCGCUUUCUUCGAGAACCUCGCAGCUCCAGCGGCUAGAUCAAUGCUGCCAGUCCGACCCCGUGAGCCUCGCGAGAAGGAUGAGUUGGUGGUUGAGAUGAAGCACGAGUGGGCCAUCUUCUGCAAUGAGUGCAGCAAGGCUCUACCAGACUCCCACUACCACUGCGACAUCUGCGACGGUGCAGACUAUGAUCUGUGCGAGCAGUGUGUCGCUGAGGGCAAGCUGUGCCCGGGUGAUGGUCACUGGCUCAUCAAGCGAUUCCUCAAGGAUGGCCAGUUCAUCACAAGCACGACCGAGCGCGUCUCACCACGCAAGUUUCACCAGGCUUCUCUCAUACUCCAGUCUGAGCCCGAGAUUGAAGAGAAGAUGCCAGGUGCUCUCUCUGAGGAGACCAAGACUCUCGACCUUGAGCCAAUGUCCCCUACACGCACUUGCAAUAACUGCGUAAUUGUCCUGCCAGAGCGAGAGUUCGUCCACUGCACGUCGUGCGAAGACUUCGACCUGUGCAUCAAGUGCCACAUGGCCGACAAGCACGGUCAUCAUCCAGCUCAUGGCUUCGAGCUCGCGACGAACGACACUGUCCUUCCUCUUGCUGCCGAGACCAAGCUGGCCCCAGGCCGCAACGUGCGUCACAACGCCAUCUGCGACGGUUGUGACAAGAAGAUCCAUGGAGUGCGCCAUAAGUGCCUGAACUGCCCAGACUGGGACUACUGCAACGACUGCAUCAAGGAUGCUAGGCACACUCACCCACGCCACCGCUUUGCUCCUCUCUACACUCCUAUCGCCGACCAGGGCGGCUCCAUGGUCCGCCACUUUGGCAUUUAUUGCGAUGGCCCACUUUGCAGCCAGAAAGCUCACGCUUCCUAUAUUCAAGGCGUGCGCUACAAGUGUACUAUCUGUCACGACACAGAUUUCUGUGCAAAUUGCGAGGCAUUGCCGGGCAACCAUCACAAUCGCACUCACCCGCUGCUCAAGCUCAAGACACCUGUUCGUAAUGUGAAUGUCUCAACCGAGAACGAGGACCUUAAUGGCAAUGUCCGUGUCACGGGAGAUCGUCACGCUGAGCCGGCUGCAGCAACUCAGGUUGUCCCGAUCCCAGUCAAUGCUGCCACUCCGGUGCAGACCGUUGCUGAGAUCAAGCCCACUGAGGUCAAGAAGGAGUCUCUUCCAAUGCAGAUUCCCGUCAAGAAAUUCGAGACAUUCCCGAAUGCCCCACAGCCACAGACAUUCAAGCUUGCCCCAGAGGUGCCAAUGUCUCUGCUCAACGCUCACUUCGUGCGGGAUAGCAUCCCAGACGGCAUGGCUGUCGAGCCGGAGACUCAAAUCACGCAGAUCUGGACUCUCAAGAACCCAGGUCCUUACACUUGGCCAGCCGGCUGCAGUGUCCGCUACGUCGGUGGCGAUAACAUGCUCAACGUCGACAACAGCCACCCAGCAUCUGUUGCUGCCAUCAACGAGGCAGCCGAGAGCAACGUUGUUGGUCGUGAGGUAUCAGUUGGCGAGGAGGUUGCCUUCAAGGUUGUGCUCAAGGCUCCUAUUCGAGAGGGCAAGGCCAUCAGCUACUGGCGACUAAAGGCCGCAGAUGGCACUCCGUUCGGUCAUCGCCUGUGGUGCGAUAUCGAGGUCAAGAAGAACACGAACGCUUCUCCUGCAAGCAACAAGACUGUCGAGAGCACGAGCGAGAAGGAGCGCCGCGAUAUCCUGCGUCAGCGUGUUGCUCAUAUCAAAGCCAACAUUGUCAAGACUCGCGAGGAGCGCGAGAAGCUUGCACAAGACCUCAGCAAGCAGAAGGCUGCUGCAGCAGAGAAGAAGGCCGAUGAGGCAUACGAGAAGAUGAAGAACAUCAUCGAGCAGGUGGCCAAGCAAGCCAGCGACGAGGAAGAAAACGAUGCGGAGGAGUCUCUUGAAGGCAGCCAAAUGGUCUUCCCAAAGCUUGAGAAGGAGAGUCCAGCCAGCAGCACCUACCAGUCAGCUACUAGCAGCUCCAGCAAGGGCAAGGCCGCAUAUGUCGAGAAUGAAGAUGGCGAGGUGGAGCGCUCGGCACGACCGUCUCCUGCUCAAGCACCAUCCACAGUGGCAUCCCCUGCCAUCGAGCACGAUGACUUCGUCGACCUCGACGAUGAGUUGGAGGUGCUUAGCGCUGCUGAUGACAGCGAAGACGACGGUUUCCUCACUGAUGAGGAGUACGAUAUCCUCGACGCAUCCGACCACGAG
Pseudocercospora fijiensis CIRAD86 is the source of this 2727-nucleotide messenger RNA. RefSeq lists its product as uncharacterized. The record is from RefSeq and is a predicted model, not a curated record. The transcript is spliced from 4 exons. The annotation marks the transcript as partial. Lineage: Eukaryota; Fungi; Ascomycota; Dothideomycetes; Mycosphaerellales; Mycosphaerellaceae. Gene Ontology annotation, molecular function: zinc ion binding.